CGCGCAUGAACGGAAGCCGAUAAGAAAAGGCACGAAAACAUUUGCUUCGUUAAAUCGGCAGCAGAGACAAAGUCAACGUUGAGUGACAGGUUCUCAAUCACCCAGGUGAAGAUAAGAAUCUUCCGGAAGUUUAGUCAAGACAGCUGGACGUCUUGUUUAGAAGUGAAAAGUGAGUUGUUGGUGUGAACACCUAACCCAAGCCAUGGGAAAAAGGUACUACUGUGAUUACUGCGACCGCUCCUUCCAGGACAACAUGCAUAACAGAAAGAAACAUCUGAACGGAGUUCAACAUCAAAGGGCUAAAAAGGCCUGGUUUGACAAAUUCAGAGAUUCUGCUGCCAUUCUCUCGGAUGAGCAAGCAAAGAAGCCCUGCUUGAAAUUUCUCAACAGAGGAAUUUGUGAUUUUGGCCCAAACUGCAGGUUUUCUCAUAUGUCUGAAAAGGACCUGGCAGUCCUAAAAAGGAAGUUGGAAGAUGAACAGCGGCGGAGAGAGGAUCUGGAUGAUGGAACUUUCCCAGAGCGAAACAUAGAGGAGUGGCUUUCUAGAAGGGAGAAAGCUCAAACUGCCCUCAUUAGCAAAGGAGAUCUGAAAAUGACAGAAGACAGUGAAGAAGACCAGGCAGAAUGCGACAUACCGGAACAUCUCCUCUCCAUUCCUGACCUUCCACCUUCACUUCUACCACCUCCUCCCGGUGGGUGGAAAGUCGGCACCACCACAGAAUGGGGUUGAAAGAUGAUCUCUCUUUUUUGUUUGUCAUGGUUAUGUGGAAUACUUCUGCUUAUUUAACUUAGACAACCAAAUUUGCAGUAUAUAUGUAUAGUCAUGAAAAACUUAGGGCACUCUUGUGCUUUUACACAUCUGACUAGUUUUUAAGAUAUAUUUUUAAAAAAUCCCAAACAACAAAUUCAUGCUACUUUAUGUUGAAUUUAUAUACUGUAAGUUCACAAUAAAACUUAAUAGUGUAAAAGCUCAGGUGCCCAAACUGUUUCACGACUGUCGCUGACUGAAAAUGAGUAAAAGUUUCAAUAUUUCUUAUAAAAGGUGUUUUGCGUAUGAGCCUUGCUAUCCAAUCCUGAGGUCUGCACAGAAACUACUCUACAUUUGAAGCUUCUGGAUUUUGAAUACACUAGCACUAUAAUUUGAAAUUUCUUAGGAAUAUUUCAACACUUUCAAAAAUCACCGUAUUUAUGGCCAUAGCCUUUACUCCAGCUUGUAUCAGAGUUUAAACAAGUGCUAGAAAUGUAACUGACUUCAUGAAGCGUGGUUGUGAACCCUUUCAAUACCCUAGAGAGUUCAAAUGUUUUGGGAAUGGUUUGAUUUGGACUGUUGAAAUUGCCAUCUCUGCUUCAGUUGCAGUGGCCACUCUGAGGACUUUCAACUGGGUCCUCAGACUCUCGAAAGAAAUAGGAGAUUGCUGAGCAGAUGGAAAGAAUUUUUUUUUUCUUUUUCUUAAUUCUGUGCUGAUUCAGCAGGGGAAUUACUGAGUUCAUGACUUUAUUUAUAGUAAAGCUAGUAGGGAAACUCCAUGUAGCAUCCUCAUCACUCAAGAUGGAACAGUCAUUUCACCAUAGAAAUUUUGACUUUCAUGCAGAUACUUCUGACUUAUAAAGUUACAUUAACCCCUCAUAGUUCAGUGUUGGGUCUUGUCAACAGAGAUCACACUGAGCGUGAUAUAUCCACAAAGUAUUUAUAGUGCAUCCAGAAAGCAUUCACAGCACUUCACUUUUUCCACAUUGUGUUACGUUACAGCCUUAUUCUGAAAUGCAAUUUGAAAUUUAUUUUUUACUCAUAAUUCUACACAUAAUACCCCAU
Molecule: messenger RNA, 1813 nt
Organism: Thalassophryne amazonica
Lineage: Eukaryota; Metazoa; Chordata; Actinopteri; Batrachoidiformes; Batrachoididae
Gene: zmat5
Product: zinc finger, matrin-type 5
Exons: 7
Coding region: 203-730 (175 amino acids)
Cellular component (GO): U12-type spliceosomal complex
Molecular function (GO): zinc ion binding
Source: RefSeq, a predicted model, not a curated record